Molecule: messenger RNA, 1663 nt
Organism: Vanessa atalanta (red admiral)
Lineage: Eukaryota; Metazoa; Arthropoda; Insecta; Lepidoptera; Nymphalidae
Gene: S6KL
Product: serine/threonine-protein kinase S6KL
Exons: 10
Coding region: 88-1401 (437 amino acids)
Biological process (GO): protein phosphorylation
Molecular function (GO): protein serine/threonine kinase activity; ATP binding
Source: RefSeq, a predicted model, not a curated record
GGUAAAUGAUGGUUAAACAGAGAAGUGUAGUUUAUAAAUUUUACUGUGAUUAUAACUAUUGAUAAAUAGAAACAUUACAUUAAUUUAAUGGGAAAUUCUCAAAAUAAAGGCAGUGAACGUAGAAACCAAAAGCAUCCCUUGCAUUCUACUCGUGACGGUCAAUCAUUUACAAGUCAGUUUAGUUUGUCCCAUUUCGUCGGUAACCUCAGCGGGCGCUCCUUCGUUAGUGUAACAAGCAACCAGUCAGUAUACAGCGCAUCACGGCCUUGGUCUCGUGUUUCUAGACGAAGAUGGAAUGAUUCAACGUUAAAAAAUCCCCUUGAAGCUAGUAAAACAGCUUGGCCAGUCGCACACAAAGAGUCAAUAUUCCUACCAGAGUACCCAAUAACAACAGACCUCCUGCAAAGAGAUUUUGAAAUAGUUGAAACCAUAGCCAAAGGUGCUUUUGGGGAAGUGUAUAAAGUUAAUAAGUACAGUGAGAACAAGGAAUAUGCACUAAAAGUGUUGAAUAAAGCACAGAUCGUGAGCGAAAAUGCGGUAAGGCAAGUAAAAGAAGAGGCGCGCAUUCAAGCAGCGGUCGGUCACCACUCGUUCAUAGCGGGAGCUGUAUCUCGCUGGCAAACCAAGAAAAGACUGUAUAUAGUUUCAGAGUACAUUCCCGGCGGCGAGUUGCUAGCUUUACUGGAAAAGUACGCAAAGUUACCAGAGGAACUUGUGAAGAUAUUUGUAUCUGAGAUUGCUAUAGCUAUUGACUUCCUGCACAACGCUGGUGUGAUAUAUCGUGAUCUCAAACCAGAAAACAUUCUCUUAGAUUCUGAUCUCCACAUUCAGCUGGUGGACUUCGGGCUGUCCAAGUGGUUGUCCAUCGGCUCGCGGACCACGACGCUCUGCGGCACACUCAAAUAUAUGGCGCCAGAAGUGCUGCAUCGGGAACCAUACGGUCACGCCGUGGAUUGGUGGUCUCUCGGUGUAAUCGCCUGCCGCAUGCUGACUGGAGAGUACCCAGCGCCUGCCGUUAACGUAUCAGCAACAAAUGACUCUUCAGAACAUAAGCCCACAAGUUCAACUAACGCAGUCAGUAGUGAAAAUUACAGUGAUAAGCAAGAAUUAAAAACUAUUCAGCCAAAGCCUGGGUCUUUACCCAGUUGUGCAAAUGACCUGUCAAACGCAGCUAGGUCUUUGCUUCUGAGAUUACUUGAUAUGGAUCCCAAAGUUCGUUUACGAAACUUGCGGCAGCUGCAACAAACAGCAUUUUAUAUGCGAUUUAACUUCGAACACGUCAAAGCUAAGAAGAUCUCGCCUAGAUAUGUUUUGGAAAAUCAACCUAUGCAAACUCAGGGUUCAUCACAUAACGGUGGUGCACGAAAUUUCAAGGAGUUCGAUCAACCUAUGUUAAUUUAAGAAUACUUACACUAUAAAGUUAUGGUAACUUUAUACUAGAAACUUAAUUUGUCAUGGUGCCAUCAUAGUGUAGAUUUUAAUUAAUAUGUCAGAUAUACAUAAAUAGAUAAUUUAAGUUACUCUGGAUUAGCUUUUAACGUAGUUGCUAAUACCUAAUUGCUAAGGUAUUUCAUUUCUUUUCUCACUAAUUACGACAAAGAUGAUCUGACAAUGAUUAAUAUAAUAUCUAGCGCAAAUUUAUUUUUUUAUAUUAUAGGUGAUU